GGCCGCGGGCCUUGUGAGGGAAGUGACGGUUCCUGGUUCGAGCGCCAGCCCGGGCGAAGCGGGCCGGGGCGGCUCGGCUGGCGUUAGCGCCCGGCGUGGAGGAGGCCCCGGGCCGGGGGAGCAGCCCGCCCUCCCUGCUCGCCAGGACAGCCCAGCUGGCGGGGAAGAGCCGGCCCCUGCCCGUGUGCGGAGUCGGGGGGAGAACCGGCCCUGUGCGGGAGGCGGCCAGCGUGAGCGAGGAGCUGCCGGGGGGGCCCGGUCCUUUGGGCUCGUGACUGUGAACCGGGGGUGGGGGGAAAGGCUGAGACUGAGCCCCAAGGACUGCGGGACUCAGGGGUACCUGGAAACGUGUAAAGCUGAGCCCUAGGGGUGCUGAGUGCGUGGCUGGGGCUGAGACAGCUGAUCCCGGGGACAGAACCAAGGGAUAUGGGGAGCUAACUUGCCAGGCACCUUGGAUGAGGAGGGCCGACUCCCACCCCGCAGAAACCCUGAGGUGGGAGGACCCUAGCCCUGGACAGGGCUGGGGAAAGGAGACAGUUCCUUUAGUGUGAGAAGCAUUUCUGCCCCUGAUGGGUUCUGGUUAAUAUUUCCAUUUUUUGGGUUGGGGGAAGGGUUCCUUUUUCCAUGUCCAUUCACUUCACCUAUAAAUAUGAUCAGUGCCCCUGAUGUGGUGGCUUUUACCAGAGAGGAAGAGUUUGAAGAGGAGGCAUACAAUGAACCAUCCCUGCCUGAGGAGUACUCUGUGCCACUUUUCCCCUUUGCUAACCAUGGUGCCAACCCCUGGUCCAAGUUUUCAGGCUCCAAGUUCACCAAGGACUUCAUUCUCAUCUCCGAGUUCUCAGAGCAAGUGGGCCCACAGCCUUUGUUGACCAUCCCGAAUGAUGCCAAAGUUUCUGGCACUUUUGAUCUGAACUAUUUUUCCCUCCGGAUCAUGUCUGUGGAUUAUCAAGCCUCCUUUGUGGGGCACCCUCCUGGAUGCUCCUACCCAAAGCUAAAUUUUGUGGAGGAUUCCAAAGUUGUGUUGGGAGAUUCCAAGGAAGGGGCUUUUGCUUAUGUGCACCAUUUAACUCUUUAUGACCUUGAAGCUAGAGGCUUUGUGAGGCCUUUCUGCAUGGCGUACAUUUCCACUGACGAGCACAAAAUCAUGCAACAGUUUCAGGAGCUCUCUAUAGAGUUCUCCAAAGCAUCAGAGUGCUUAAAGACUGGUAACCGGAAAGCUUUUGCCAAUGAACUUGAAAAGAAACUGAAAGACCUUGAUUACACCAGGACAGUGCUGCACAAUGAAACAGAGAUACAGAAGAAAGCAAAUGACAAAGGAUUUUACACAACCCAGGCCAUUGAGAAAGCUAAUGAACUGGCUAGUGUUGAAAAGUCCAUUAUUGAGCAUCAAGACCUGUUAAAGCAAAUCAGGUCAUAUCCUUAUAGAAAACUGAAGGAUUCUGAUUUCCAUCCAUAUGAACCAGAGUGUGCACUGGAUCAAGCAAACGCAAGCGUUAAUCAAGACUCUACUACCUCUAACCUUGAUGAUCCUGGUGAAACGCAUCUUUAUGCGCGGAUGCCAUCUUACACCCCUAAACUCAUCAAAGCAAAAUCUGCCAAAUGUUUUGACAAGAAGCUGAAAACCUUGGAGGAACUCUGUGACGUUUAUUUUUUCACCCAAACUCUUGAUCAGUUAAAUCAAAUAGAGAAAACAUUUAGAGGUGAUGUGUGCUACCUUUUGACAAAUCAGAUCUGUGAAGCACUUCUAAAGCAGCAAAGUCUAACUAACUUCCUUUUUGAAGAUAAGUCUGUUUUAGAUGAAAAACCAGCUGAAAAACAAUACAGUGGUUGCCAGGGAUCUAAUCAAGACGCUGUCAACACCAAGUGUUUGGAAGAAUCUCCAAUUCCUAAAGUGUUAAUCAGCUUGGAAUCUUACAAAUCUAGUGUGGAGUCUGUACCUAUCAAGAUGGAGCAGGAGAUUGAAGAUUCCCGAGAACCAGAAGUCACUGAACCUAUUGCUUUAGACCAGGAGAAUUUGGAAUACCUUGAUGCAGACAUUAAAGGGAGUAUUAGUAGUGGUGAAAGCAUUGAGGUUUUGGGAACAGAAAAGUCUACUGCUGUUCUGACAAAAUCUGAGAGCCAGGCAAGUUUGCCUAUCCACCCAAGUCCACAGGUGGUCAGGAGCAAGGCAGUCAGCCGAAGGACCAUCAGUGAGGACAGCAUUGAAGUCCUCAGCUUGUGUCCUUCAGAAUCUUUGAUCCCUGAAGAUUUUAAAGCAAGCUACCCAAGUGCCAUUAAUGAAGAAUCUUAUGCAGAUGAUGAAGGUCGAGGUAUUCACAUCAGCCCAAGUUUAAAUCCAUCUAAUGUUGAAGAGAUGGAAGGCAAUUCUGAACAGGAGAAAUUAUUGCCAGUUGAUUCUGCCUGUUGUAUUGGGAAAGAGUCUCCAAACUUUUUAGAACCUCUAGCUGACCUAACACACAAACAUUGUGGUGAUGAUGGUGUGGUCAGUAUUCCACCACAGCCAUAUAGACAGGUGGAUCAGGGAUUUCAUGUGAACUUCACAGACUGUUCUUCACAUGAUGUCGUCUCAGGAGGACUGCUUUCUUAUGAACUUGAUCCACAUUACUUAAGCAGUAGAGAGGCCAGUAGAAUUAGUCUGGAUGAAUACUCAGACUCCACAAGCUAUGUGAGCAGUGCAGCAUCCACAUGUUCUGAGACUCCUCCUGCUCAUCCUCUCAGUCACAUUAGUGAAAGGCACAAAAAAAAGGCUGGCCAGAAUGCCUUGAAGUUCAUUAGGCAAUAUCCCUUUGCUCAUCCUGCAAUAUAUUCUCUGCUCAGUGGAAGGACGCUAAUAGUGCUGGGGGAAGAUGAAGCAAUGGUAAAGAAACUUGUAACUGCUCUCUCCAUCUUUGUUCCUAAUUGUGGGGUGUAUGCCAAGCCUGUGAAACACUGGGUCACUUCCCCUUUGAAUAUCAUGGAUUUUCAGAAGUGGAAGCUGAUUGGACUGCAGAGAGUGGUUUCCCCUGCUGGUGUUAAUAUGCUGCACUCCUUGGGUCGAUACAGCCGGUACAUCAGCAUUCUGGAUGCAGACAGUAAGACUCUGCGCUGCCCCCUUUAUAAAGGAACCCUGGUGCCCAGGCUUGCCGAUCACCGCACUCAGAUCAAACGAGGAAGCACCUAUUAUAUGCACGUCCAAAAUAUUCUAACUCAGCUGUGUUCUAAGGCCUUCCUGUACGCCUUCUGCCAUCACUUGCACCUUCCCAUCAAUGAGACAGAAACAGAGGAAUCCAUUGCGUCUCGCAGGAUGAACUUUCUGAAACUUCAUCUGGGACUUGUGAAUGAAGAUGUCAAAGUCGUACAGUACCUAGCAGAGCUGCUGAAAUUGCAGUACAUUCAGGAAUCUGUCAGCGGUAUUAACCCUAUGCUCAGAUUUGACUACGUUCCCAGCUUUUUAUACAAAAUUUAGCAUCACCUGGGCUGCCCUUCUGUGGACUCUGAUUUUGAUGAAGGUCACCUGUGCUUGACUUAGCUAUUUACAAAUAUGUGAUGUAUCGGGAAGAAUGCAAAGUAGUCAACAUAUUUGCAAGCAAGAGUCUGCUGUGUAGAAAACAGGGUCUGAAGGAACCUGAUUUCUGUGCAGCUCCCAGCAGCUGAGAACUGGAUGUGUUGUACCCCAGCAAAGAAAUGAGAUCUAAAAAUAUUGGCCACUCCAUCUGUAAAUGUUAAAGGGACACUGUCAACUUUUAAAAACCUUACCAAGAAACCCAUUCCUAUCAUGUUCACGGCGCAGGGAGGGCGGGAGAAGUCGGCUAUCAUUAUAGGGUGAUAUCUGUUGAGUAGCGUCCAGUCCCCUCAGUGCAUGACAACUUGUAUAUUCAAGUUAAAACUUUGCAUUUUCCUGGCUAGUGCAUAGACAGGAGUAAAGUAUGACCCCUGUGGGUUUUGACUGGUUUAUAUAUACAGCAAAAUACAUUUGCCCAAGUGUGGGAGUGAUACUGAGAUAUAUAAUAAAGCUUCCAACUAUGAUGGAGGCUAAAAAUUACCUGCCCACAUUAAAUAGUUCACAGUGCCCCUUUGCAUUGUCUGGGUUCAUUAAUGGUUCAUGGAAUUGAUUCUUGCUGAGCCUAUGAGCUAGAGAUCAAACAUGUAUUCUUCUGUUGACUUCUCAGCUUUGCUGGAAGAUGAAAAGUUGUAAAGAGUUCUUCUGUAUCUUAGACUGCACGGAGGCUCCCCUUUCAGCGUGAAUGUAGAGCACUGUGCCUUGUUAAUUUGCAGCAGACUCUCUUUUCUUGAUGACCUGGGGAUCGGGAAGGAGACCUACUCGUCUUUAAAGCUUGCAGGACUUUGCAGCACUGCUGUGGUGUAAUCUUGAAGGAAAUAUGCUAGUUGAAUAGCAAAAAGGGCCCCUGUUGGUUGCUCUCUGAGUGUAGAGAAUAGUGCAACUCGGCUGAAGCUGCACGCAAGUAGGGGGACAAGGAGCCUCUUAGGGCAGGCACUCAGGAGGGAUCUGGAAUGAAUGUACUGGAUUAAAUGUUUUAUUCUUUGUAGUUUUGUGUCGGGGGCUAGAUUUGCAUUGGAUCAGAAAAAGAGCGUAGGCUCGGUGGCAGCGAGUGCUGCUUCUGGCUCUGGCUCACCACUCCAAGUUAUUUAUUUAUUUUUUAAUGCCAUGCCUUUGCAACUUCUCUACUACCUCUCCCAUAGCAUCCCUUGGGUAGUUCUGGAUGCUGCAUGCAGUUCUGCAUUUCACUGAGCCUUUUCGUUGUAUAUUGAGGACUUUCAAAGCUCCUCUCACAUUGCAAACUGUGCCAGAACCUUCAUAAUGCCUUUAUGGUGAGUGCUGAAGGAUUCAUGCUCUGCUUUUGUCAUGCAUCUCUUCCUUCCAGGAGAAUCUCCGAGGAGGUUACAUCUCAUCCAUUGCCACCCCUUGGCUAGAGAUUACUGCAGUACGUCCGAUGCCAGCCCCCAAAGUUCUUUUACAUGAGAGAAAAGUCUUGGUGGAAAAGAUCACCUUGGUUUUAUUUCUUUUUAGCACUGUUCUUGUCUGAUUCGGGGGGAACAUGGGUUUUACUAGAAUAGCUGAACCGUGUAUAUAUAUAUUUUUAAACAUCUGUCUAAUGUGAUUAUGUGAGACAGUGCUGAAAUUGAAUGUACCAGAGGAAGCUGCAGUGCAGAGUGUUGGGUUUGUUAGUUUUAGAUUCCGCUGAAAUGCUCUUAUGUAACGUGCAUCCCAAACUAAGGGUUGGUCUACACUGGGGGGGAGGGAUUGAUCUAAGAUACCCAACUUCAGCUAUGCUAUUUGUGCAGCUGAAGUUGAAGUAUCUUAGUUCGACUUACCCGGCUGUCCUUAUGGCAGCAAGUCUACCGCUGCAGCUCCCCCGUCGACUCCACUUACUCCUCCUGCCGAGGUGGAGUACAGGCGUCAAUUCAGGGAUCGAUUUAUCAUGUCUAGAUGAGAUGCAAUAAAUGGAUCCCCGAUAGAUCGAUUACUACCCGAGUGGCCAAAGAAAGGCUCCUUAGAGACACAUUGCACCGUGUGUUCCUAGUGUUUAUAGUGCUGUAACACUGACUCCUCCACACACAGAGAAAUGUCUUUGAGACAGGACUGAAGCAGGCCCGGGGGCAGCAAUGGGGAGAGAAGACUAUCUUAAGUGUUAGGAUCGCUACUACAGUGAGACCAGGUGAAACAGGAAAUAGUGAGUUACCGCAGGCUCACUCAAGUUGGAGGUUGCUUCUGAUUCUUUUAGCAUGCAGUCGGGAGCCAGCGUAAAGUAGCUUUUUGCUGAAGGGCUGAGCAGUGUGUGCAUGUGUCCUGUCAGCUUUACAUGUGUCUGCGCACCACGCUGCAGAAUUGUUUUCACGUUUAGAAAGCAUGUUUAAAGAACUUUUUCUUUCUCAGAUUCUAAAUUUGACCGCCUGCAUGCAGCUAUUGCAUGUGAACUGGGUCUGCUACGUGAAAGCUAUUUUUAUGCUUAUAUAAAAACACUGUAAUGUGCUAGGUGACUGAAGCCACUGCUUGUUAAAUCAAGGGUGUGUCUUAAUAACCUUAAGCCUAGACAAGAUUCCAAGCAGAAUAAGAACAGCUGGGAUCAUAAAUGAAUAGUACAGGUAAUAUGAUUCAGUCAUAACCUCUCUACCUAUUAAUUGACAGAGUGGAAAUAUAUUAAUCUCAAGACCUCAUCUUUGUACUGAAAAAUAACCUGACGCUAAUUGGGAGUGAGGAGGGUAAGACACAUUGAAGUUCGUGAAGACUUUUGUCUGUCCCUAGCUGACAGCUCAGAACAGGGGAGCAGGACUGGUGAUGGUUGCAGGAUACAAUAUUAUGGGACUUUCUAAUUGCAGCAGCCUUUAUCUGUACUUUGUAAUCAGAUUCCUAAGGUGGUAAAUGAAGAUUCUCAUUUUUCUCUACAUGCAAAACUGCAGUGGUGUCUAAUGUUCUGCAAGGUGAGGUUA
Molecule: messenger RNA, 6429 nt
Organism: Chelonoidis abingdonii (Abingdon island giant tortoise)
Lineage: Eukaryota; Metazoa; Chordata; Testudines; Testudinidae
Gene: SMCR8
Product: SMCR8-C9orf72 complex subunit
Cellular component (GO): guanyl-nucleotide exchange factor complex
Molecular function (GO): GTPase activator activity
Source: RefSeq, a predicted model, not a curated record